Molecule: messenger RNA, 3010 nt
Organism: Amphiprion ocellaris (clown anemonefish)
Lineage: Eukaryota; Metazoa; Chordata; Actinopteri; Pomacentridae
Gene: tmem181
Product: transmembrane protein 181
Exons: 17
Coding region: 203-1774 (523 amino acids)
Molecular function (GO): toxic substance binding
Source: RefSeq, a predicted model, not a curated record
GUCCACACCCCCUUCCGCUUCAACAGCCGUGUUUUUUUCUCUCUCUCUUUCUUUCUUUGAACAGACACAAAUAAAACAGCUUCGGCUGCACUUUUAAUUAAGCGACGCGACAAUACGGGCAGGUCAGUGUGUUGUUCUCUGAAGGCCGCGGAUUGUCUCCUCACAUCGCCAUUUUUCAGCCGCCUGACGGCUCGGAGCGGAGAUGGACUCCGACUACUCGUCCGGCUUGGAGAACCCGCUGUACGGCGAGCUCAAGUACUUCUGCAGGAAGAUCCAGGAGGCCUACAACGAGCUGAAGGAGGACCUGACACCGUACAGGGAUGAUCGCUUUUAUAGGCUGGCCCCCAUGCGGCUCUACACUUUGUCUAAAAGGCACUUUGUGUUGGUGUUUGUGGUCUUCCUCAUCUGCUUCGGCCUCACAGUCUUCAUUGGGAUUGCAGGUCCUAGGAUUAUUGCUGAACAAGAGUACAAUGACACCCAGUUCCUUGUAAAGAAUACUUCCGUUAAAACUGGGCCCUUCAAUUUAGUUUCUGCUCCCCUCACCACCUACAACCAGCAGCUAUGGCUCACCUGUGUGAUGCAGGCUCAAAACAGCAAUAUGGGGGACUUCCAGCAGCCCUUUGAAAUCAGCGUAGAGCUUAAAGGAGUGAUGCAAGACGCCAGCGUGACACACAUCAACAAAGUGCAGAAGUCACGGACUUUACACUGCGGAGCGAAAUGUGAUGAGAUCAUUGUGCUGCAUCUCGGCUACCUGAACUACACCCGGUAUCAGGUUUCUGUCAGCUUCAAAGGCCUCGAAAAUAUCACGUAUGAAAUCAAGGUUAAGUUUGUGUGGAAAACGUACAAUCCGACAUUCUCACAAGUGGAAAUCUGGUUCCGGUUCGUCUUUGUGGUGUUGACCUUUAUGGUGACGUGUAUGUUUGCUCAUUCACUGAGGAAAUUUUCUAUGAGGGACUGGGGAAUAGAACAGAAAUGGAUGUCUAUUCUUCUUCCUUUGCUGUUACUCUACAACGAUCCGUUUUUCCCGCUGUCAUUCCUGGUGAACAGCUGGUUUCCGGGGACGUUGGAUGCUUUCUUUCAGGCUCUCUUCCUGUGUGCUCUGCUGCUCUUCUGGCUCUGCGUCUACCACGGCAUCAGGGUUCAGGGCGAGAGGAAAUUCCUGACGUUCUACCUGCCCAAGCUGAUCAUCGUAGGUCUGCUGUGGCUCUCAGCGGUUACGCUUGGCAUAUGGCAAACAGUUAAUGAACUCCAGGAUCCAACUUAUCUGUACAAAAUGGAUAUAGCAAACUUUCAGGGUAUGAAGGUGUUUUUCCUGAUUGUCGUCUCCUUCUACAUCCUCUACCUGAUAUUCCUGAUCGUCAGAGCUUGUUCUGAACUCAAGAACAUGCCUUACUCAGAUCUCCGGCUGAAGUUUUUGACAGCACUGACUUUUGUCGUCCUCGUCAUAAGCAUGGUCAUUCUCUACCUGAGGUUUGGUGCCAAGGCUCUUCAAGACAAUUUUGUGGCUGAAUUGUCUACUCAUUACCAAAACUCAGCUGAAUUUUUAUCCUUCUAUGGCCUGCUCAACUUCUACUUGUACACAUUAGCAUUUGUGUAUUCUCCCUCCAAAAAUGCCCUUUAUGACUCCCAGCUGAAAGAUAAUCCAGCGUUCUCCAUGCUAAACGACUCGGAUGACGAAGUGAUAUACGGGAGUGAUUAUGAAGACAUGCCUUUACAAAACGGACGUGCCAUCAAAGCAACCGCCAAGUACCAGGAUGAGACUGACAGCGACUGACGUGUCCUCCCUCCUGUGUAAAAUCUGUCGCAACGAAGCAUCGUGUGCAAGUACGGUGCACUGGCAUUGGUAGUGUAAAAUGAUAUACUGGAAGUGUACAUAAAUAUAUUUUUAAAAAAAGACGAAUUCCAUGUCUACUGAAUGUACUGUACUUUUGAAAGGUGAGGUAUGUAGCCACUCAUUGAAAACAAGAAAACAAACACUGACGUAAACCACUAAAGGUUUUACCAUUUUGUAAACCAGCAUUUCUUCACAACCUGAUGAUAAACAAUUACCAGGGAAAGUGCUAAUAUUCAUUUGGGAUUUAUGCGUGGGAUCCUCGUAUUUAAUGCUUUCUGUUGAACCACUGUUUUUUCACUGCAUACUUUUGUUAUUUGUGCCAUUCCAUUCUGCUCUCUGACAGUCUGAGAAUAAUGAGAAUUCAUUUUUUGUGGCCAAAGCUGAGUAACACAGCAGGAAUGGUAAAAGAAACUCCAACUGGAAGAGCUGCAAGUAAACUAACUGCACGUAUUACCAGUCACAUGAUUCCUGAACAGGGUAUCUGUUGAUAAAUCCAUUGUCCUCAGACAUUGAAAAAUACAGAGAGAGCCUUAACCGAAGUAACAGUCCUCUUACGGAUUCUUUUUUUUUUUUGUAAGCUUUGUAAUUGCACUUUUCAAGAAUUUUUAUUUUGCCAAAAAGUGAUAACAUUUGAUACUGUAUUAUCUGACUACAUGGAUGGAUGGAUUUGGAUCAUUUGUAUGAAUUUUCUCACAACUUUAUGUUGUUUGAUUACUGAGCUGUCGUGAACAUUUCUUUACCCAGCAUGUACUUUUUCCCAUACCUUUGUUGAACAUGCUAUGUUCAGUAAUCAUUUCCCCCCCAUAGCUUUGCUUAAAAUGAGGUAAUUGUUGCAGUUUUGUUUUAUAAAACCAGAGCUAAUGGACAACAACAGCCAAAACGAAUAUAUCUCUGUUCUCUACAAGUAUGUAUUUUAAUCAAGAUGGUGCCUUGUCUUCACAUUACUCUGUUUUCUUCUAACUGGGCUGUAAUCUCAUGUUUGUAAAUGCUUUGACAUAAAUGUACAUGUUCGAUUCUUUCCGUGUGAAUGAAGCUUAUGUUGGUUUAAGGUGGUGAAAUGAGAUUGCUUUUGAAAUGUGUUAAAGUACCCGCAAAAUUUUGUUGCUUUAUGAGAUAAAUGCUGUACAUGUAGCAGUAUCAUGCGGCGUGUAAAUAAAGCAAAGCAUAUACAGCUUA